CCAAGGGCGGGGAGCUAGGUCUAGGGGGGAACCCACCUCUGACUGUAGCAGGGUCAUGAGGAAGAGGCGGCGGCGGGAGGCAUCCGGAGGCGGCGGGGGCGCGAAUCUCCGGUAGCUGCCUGCUGGGCCGGCUCGUGGCUUGGUGGGAGGGCGUCGUUCCUCACCGUCUCGCGCAGCGGCCGGGGCUCGGGGCUAAGAGCGGCCGUGGGCCGCCUCCCCGGGCCCCCUGGCUCCGCCAUGUUCCGCCGGGCACGCCUUAGCGUGAAGCCGAAUGUCAGGCCUGGUGUGGGCGCCAGGAGCUCCGCCGCCGCCAAUCCCCAGCGGGGACGGGAGGCUCCCCGGCCGCCGGAGCCGGCAGCGUCCGGUGACCCGAAGCCAGCGGAGAUCACAGAUGUGCCCCCGGCGGAUUCCGGGCGGGCAAAGCCGCCGGAAGAGGCUCCUCGGAGCAGUAAUGAAAAGACUGAUGGUAAGAAUGAUGUUGAAGAAUCCAGUAAAUCUUCCUCUACUGUUUCACAGAGAAGAAAGCGAAUAUCAAGUACUCCUCCUCUGGUUAAGCCUAGUGUCAAUGUUCCUUCAGUGCCUCAUCCCUUAUCUACAGUUAAUCAAGAAGAUCCACAGCCACAGCCAAAACCAACAAAAGAGAAACAGCCUUACUCCGACAGAUACCGAAUAUAUAAAGCCCAGAAACUGAGAGAAAUGUUAAAAGAAGAAUUAAGAAAAGAGAAGAAACAGUGGAAAAACAAAUAUGCCAUAAAUGAAAGUCAGAGACCACCAGAUCGUUCAAAAAUGACUAUGAGAGACUUCAUAUAUUACCUGCCAGAUAGCAAUCCAAUGACUUCCUCACUGGAGCAAGAAAAGAAAACUGAAAAGUCAUUGACACCUGUUCAGACAAGAGAGCAAGAAGAUAAGAGUACUCCUGAUGUUGAAGAUAAUGAAGAACUGGAAGAAGAAAUAGAUGAUGGCCCAUUGCUGGUUCCCCGAGUAAAGGUGGCAGAAGAUGGUUCUAUAAUUUUGGAUGAAGAAAGUUUAACUGUAGAAGUUUUAAGGACCAAAGGCCCCUGUGUUGUUGAGGAAAAUGACCCCAUAUUUGAGCGUGGUUCUACAACUACGUAUUCCAGCUUUAGGAAAAAUUAUUAUUCUAAACCAUGGUCCAAUAAAGAAACAGAUAUGUUUUUUUUAGCCAUCAGCAUGGUAGGAACUGACUUUUCUAUGAUUGGACAACUUUUUCCUCACAGAGAAAGGAUAGAAAUUAAGAAUAAAUUUAAACGUGAAGAGAAAACAAAUGGAUGGAGAAUAGACAAAGCAUUCCAGGAAAAGCGCCCUUUUGACUUCGAUUUUUUUGCUCAUUUGCUUCAGAAAGUUCUUGAUGAAGAAGAGAAAAGAAAACAAAAAUCCCUUAAAAAUCAGAAUUUAAGGGAGAAGAAAUCCUCUAAACCACGGAAAAAUGUAAAAGUGAAAAAAGUUACCAGUGAAGGAGUGACUGACAAUCCAGAUGAGUCUAUGAGUGCUAAAAUUUCAGAUACAGAAGAUUCUCAAAAGGAUACUCAGACAGUUCAAGAAGAACUGCAGCCUCCGACUUUAUCAGGACAGGAUUCAGAACAGAUUGCAUUAGAACCAGACCUAAAUCUAGAAAAAAGAAGGAAAAAUCAAGAUGAAGUUGGUACACAAGAAGUAAAAAAUCUUUCAGGAAAUGCCACUGUUCAGCCAGGCCCUUCUAAAGGAGAAAAACAGAAAAGUAAAUGUCCAUUUUUAAGGCCUGAGGAAAAUGAAGAUGAAGGCAAUAAGGAACAGAAGCUUUCCUGUGUACAAACCAUUGAUGAAGUUGAGGAUUUAUCCUCCAGGGACAAAGUUGUGAAUAAAACUGACCCUGUUCUUUCAUUAAGUAGUCAACAAGAUGCUACAUCAGUAGCAACUGAGGCUUCAGAAUCAAUCACUUCAGAUUUGCAUUCAUCAGAAGUUGGAAUUAGAGUCUUAUGUGAGGUGAAUAAUGCUGAAAGUAGUUGUACAGAAGAAAGAAAUGUUGAACUAAAAAAUAUAUCACUGGAAGCUGAUCAAACAGAAAAUGUUAAACCUAUGGUAAGAGGACGAUUCCAGAGACCUAAACCCAAUUUAUCAAGGGCUGUUGGGAAGAAAUCCGUUCUUUCACAAGGUAAAACAGAUGCCAAGAGCAAGAAUUUACAUCCGGAACCUUCAGUUGAAAAGACCCACAUGGAAAAAGAUAAAAUGAAUUCAUUUGACAUUUCUGGAAUGGAGAAUACAGAGAAAGAGAAUGCCGAAGCUGAUACUGUAUCUAGUUUGAGUGAGAAAAUGAAUCUACAGGAAGAUAAUCAACCAAAGGCUUUCAGACCUGCACGACUGAGGGGCCGAUUACAGAGGCCAAAGCCAAAUGUAGUUAAAGCUGCUGAAAGAAAAGAAAUCCUUGCAUCAAAGGAAGAAAUUGGGGCCAAUGUAGAAAAGAAUGAAAAUGAAUCCUGUGUUGAUAUAAAUACUCCUGAACAAAUAGAAGAUCAGUCAUGUGAUAUCACUUCACAAUCUGGAAAAAAAGAUACUUCUUUUCAAAAUGUGCAAUCAGAUGAGCCCAAGUCUCUUAAUGAAUGUUCAAGUAUUCAAGAGGAUAAUGAAGCAAAUAUACUCAGACAGGUUCCAGUUCUAAAGAGUCGAUUUCAGAAACCAAAGCCAAAUAUAGGAAGAAGAACUGGAAGAAGAGACAUUUCCUCAAAGGAAGAGUUACCAGAGGAGAUAGUUGUUUCUGGGAAAAAGGCAGCAGCAAGACUAGAAAUCUCCUCAAAGGAGAAGGUACCCGUGGAGGCUAGCACUACAAAGGAAAUUGAAUCAAAGUUAAAAGAAACUGGGAGAAGAGACAUCUCUCUCAGGGAGAAGAAACCAGAAAUGAUUGACUUCACCAUGGAAACGGUGACAGAUUUGAAAGAAACUGGAAGAGAGAUUUCUCUAAGGGAGAAAAUUCUAGAGGUAACUGGUGCUAUUGAGGAAAGAGAGACGGAUUUUGAAGGAAUAGAGAAAAGAGAAAUAUCCACACAGGAAAAGGCCCCAGAGGUCAACACUGUAGGGGAAGCAGAGGCAGGGAUGAAAGAACCCGGAAGGGAGAUUUCUCUGAGGGAAGAGAGACCAGAGGUGACCAUGACUGAUGCCACUGAGGAAAGAGAGAUGGAUUUGGAAGAAACCCGGAGAAGAGAAAUAUCCACACAGGAAAAGGCCCCAGGUGUCAACACAGUAGGGGAAGUGGGGACAGAUUUGAAUGAAACUGGAAUGGAGAUUUCUCCAAGGGAGAAAAUUCUAGAGGUGACUGGUGCCAUUGAGGAAAGAGAGACAGAUUUGGAAGAAACAGAGAAAAGAGAAAUAUCUACACAGGAAAAGGCCCCAGAGGUCAACACUGUAGGGGAAGAGGAGGCAGUGAUGAAAGAACCCGGAAGGGAGAUUUCUUCAAGGGAAGAGAGGCCAGAGGUGACCAUGACUGAUGCCACUGAGGAAAGAGAGAUGGAUUUGGAAGAGACCCGGAGAAGAGAAAUAUCCACACAGGAAAAGACCUCAGAGGACAGAGUUACAGGAGAAGUAGAGGCAGAUUUGAAAGAAAUUGGAAAAGAAACUUUCUCAAGAGAAAAGAUCAGUGCUGUAGGAGAAAUGGUGGCAGGUUUGGAAAAAACUGAAAAAAUAGAUAUUUCUCUAAAGGAAAACGAACCAGAGGAGACUGGGACCUCACUACAAAUUGACACAGAUUUAAUGCAGAGCAGAAGUGCUGAUUGCAGUGCUGUGCCUUCACUAAAUAUCAAAAACAUUAGCAAUGAAGUCCUAUCUGUGGUGCAUACACCUGUAGAGGAAAAGGGAAAUACUGAAAAGGAAGUGUCCAGCCAGUUGAGUCAUUGGAAGACUUCUUUGAAGACUUCUGAACUUGAUAAAACAGAAGACCAGGGGACACCAUCUGCAGAUGUUCCAGAGCAAUUUUCAGAUAUUAACUUAAGCAAAUCUCUUCCUCAAGAACAAAAGCCAUUUAAGCCAGCACCUUUUAUGAGAAGUCGAUUCAAAAGACCAAAACCAAACCUAUCAAGAGCAACUUUAAAAAGAGAAACUAUGGAAGCAGAAAAACAUGUACCUGGGAAGAAAUUGGAAAUGGAUAAAAUAGAGACUAUUAUGAUACAACAGGAUGGUGAACAAAUGAACACUCUCCCUUCUCAAUCUGAUGCGUCUUCUCUGAUGACAUCAAAAGAAAGAGACAGAUCAGAUCAUAGGCAGGAGGAGGCUGGGAUGUUACCAUGUGAACUGAUAGAAAAGAACCUUUCACCUUCAAGUGUUUGUGAAUCUGAAGAGGCCUCUCAGUCUACACAAGCCCAGGAAAAGGAAUUACCUGUUUCUAUUGGGAAUCAUAAUAAUAUAAACACUUUUCAACAAGAAAUGAAGGAAAGUAUUAUCCAUACUACUCGACCAGUUAGGGGCCGCCUUCAGAGACCUAGACCAAACAUAAAAAAGGCUGGACAUAGGCAAAUGGAAGAAAAAGGUGAAGCUGAAGGCAUAGUUGAAAAAGAAAGGACAAAAUUACAAAAAGAUGAAACUGAAAAGAAAUUACUGAAUGUGCCAAAUUAUCAAAUUGGAACUGAAAUUGAAGAUAUGUCCUCUAAAGUUUCUGAAGGAAGAAUGUAUGAAAAUCAGAGUCACGUGACUCUUCUAGAAAACCUUCAUAUUAACAAAAUUGAUGUUUUAGAUAAAAAGAUGAGAAAUGAACAGAAAACUUGUGUUUCUAGUCCAGCACAAUUGAUAAGAAGGCAGUUCCAAAACCCUGAGCCAAAUUUGGGAAGAGCACAUGAUAAGAAAGAGGAAAGAGUUAUAGAAAAAGACAGAGCAGAUCCGGGUGAGGCCUGGAGGCCAGAAGAUAAUUUGCUGCAGCAAGGAGAUUCUGACAUCCAGCUCCUUCAAAAGGAAAAAGCUGAACUUCUAACAUCUGUGGAGGUUUCAGCAAGAAAAGAUUGUGUAGGUUCUGAAGAGGCUGGUUUGGCCAAGAAAGACCUUCAAUCAGAAGUUGGACCAUCGGGAAGUGUUGGACAGAAAACUGAAGGGGAUAAUUCUGUGUCUCCAGUUGUUGAAGAGCAGCAUCUCAGUAAAUUAGCAAGCCAUUCACAACUAUUAAAAGAAUCAAAUUACUCUAAAAUUGCUCUCAAUCAAAGAACAGCUAUCUCUUCUGCUUCCGGAUAUGAGAUGGAUCAUACUGAAAGGAGAAUGCAUCGAAAGAUCAAACCAACUGUCAACAAAGGGCGUGGAUCAAAACGAAUUCGGAGUAAGACUUCUAAGAAGGAACCCAGAGCUCCCAAGGCCAUGCUGGUGACUCUUAGGGCUUCCCAGGAAGAAGAUGAAGAUGAUGGUGAGGAUUUUGAAUCUGUCUAUGAAGAAGAAAGCUAUCAUCUUGCUCCAGAAGAAAUAAACAAAGCUCCAGUGUUUGUACCUGUUGGUCUCAGAUCUCCUGAACCUGUUUCUACUCAUAUUGAGGAAACGAUGGAAGAGCUUGAAAUAACCGUGAAUGUCCCAGAUAUCGGAUUCAUAACUGUUGAUGAACAUCAGCUCUCAAACACAGAUGUGACCACACAGGAAAUGAAACAAGAAGAAAAUUUGAAUGUAUUGUCAGUUGAAAUGACCACAGGUGAACAUACCCAGGAUGAAACAGAUACCAACGAUGGAAGCACUGAAGCUGCCAUUACUUUACUUACAAUGGGAGAUCUAGUGUUGCAGUCAGAGAUCAGUACAGAGCAGAGUGAUGGAAUAUGUGUACUUCCUGGUGUUCAUUCAAAGGAUAAAAGCCAUAUUCCUUUUAACCCAGAUAAUGUCAGUGACAAAAUUGUUUAUGAAUAUCAGGAGCUUUCUUCACCUGUCAGUAGUAUACCUCUUUCAUCAUUAGAAGAAAACAAGAUUGAAUUGGAGGAACAAAGUACUAAAGAAGAAAUUGGUUUUAUGGAGAAAGUAAAGGAAAAUGCCAGAUCAACCAGGAAUACAACUUCUGAGGUGACCAAUAAUUUGAGAAUGAGAAGGAGAUUUGCCAAGCCUAAGCCAAAUCUUAAGAUUUUAAGGACCAACAGAUUUGGUGCUCAUCAGGAAGUUCCCAAUUUGCUUGUAACCAAAGGAGAAGUGGAAAUUCAAAGAGAAACAGAGAAAAACGCUCCUAAAGCAACAGGAUUAGAAGAUAAAAACCUUGAAUCAGAAACAAUAGCAGAGAAUAAGGAGCAGAGCAGAUUGGAACAUGACCAUGCAAUUGAAGAGACCAGUAUUUUGCAGGAAGCAAGCCUAAAGGGAAGAAAGGAAGACCAAGCACAGGGAUCUCAAGAAAUUCAGAUAUUGUCAUUUGCUCCAGUUGUUUCCUCUGAGACAAGCUCCCACACACUUGGUUUGGGUCAGGGUCUUAGUGAGAGUUCUGUUGGAGAGCCCCUGGCAAAGGACUCGAGUGGAGACAAUGUGCUUACAUCUUAUGUGCCUGAGGUAAAAAUGAAAAAUGUAUGUAUACCAACUAAUAUUCCAGAAGUUCAACAAGAGAAUGUAAGCAAUCCUCAGGAUUUAGCAGUGAAUCUAAUUGGUAACAUACAUCAUGAUGCUGAGGAAGAGCAAGCAUUCAUUUUAACUCUGGUGGAAAUUCCAACCAAUGCAGUAGAAGAAUUUACUGAUAACGCUACACAGUUAAUGCCAAACCCUUUACUGCCAGCGCCCAUAUUGGUCAAGUCUGUGACUACAGAAGAAAAGGGUGACAUGAGUAUGAAUUUUCCAAUAACUUCAGUUGACCAGGAUGCCAUGUGUUUUUCUAAUUCUGGAAGAGAUGCUUCUGAAAAGCCUCCUACUAAUUUGGAUCUUAUGUCUAGGAAGAGAUUACAUUGUAGGUCUGAUGAAAGUGACCAUGUUCCUCCUGCCAAAAAACAUUCACUCACUCUAAGAAGUGAUUGUCAAGAAUAUACCUCUGAGGUAUGUUCAAAGGAAUUGAUAAAUGUUUUUGAGGAGACAGGGAUGUCUUACAAGGGACAAAGUAUCUUCCCUACUUCAGAAAGCACACAUACAACACCAGAACCUCAGAAAGAGCAACUUGAAGAAACUUUUCAGAGUAUGGGAUCUAGACCUCUUGAUAAAAUAAUAGAUACACACAUAGAAAAGAAUUCAUCUCUGUUACCUCAGGAUAAGGUGGUUGUGUCUGAUAAGAAAGAAGGAACUUGUGCAGCUUCUAAGUCUGAACAAGUGGAUUGCAUCACAUCAUCUUCAAAACCCCCACUAUCCAGACCUGGCAGAAGACCCCUGGGAUUUUUGUCUUUAAUAUGUUCAAAGAAUAAUUUGGAGUCUGAUGAACCUACUCAGGUUCAUAGAAAAAAACGCUUAAAACCCCUUAUACCUAUAUCAAGACAGAAUUUGAAAAGAUCCAAUCCACUUAGUGAAAGCCAGAAAAAAGUUCAAGAAUCUUCUGAUAUGCAUCCAUCUCCAAGUGUUAAUACUCAAUCUGAGGAUAUUGGCAAUUCAGCAACUCAGGUUUCUUGUGAUCCUUCCUUACCAAAAGAAGAAUGUAAAAGUGCCCACAACCAGGCACUUGAAGAAGAGUCAGACACAGUCUCUGAAUAUUUCUUUAGUGAUAUUUUUAUUGAAGUGGAUAAAACAGAAUGAAAGUUUUUUUUUUUAGUCUAGGAUUUCCAGACUUAAAAAGCAUCAUGUUUGUUUUUCUUUAUGCUGAUUUUGAGUAUUUAAUGAGCUUGAUUUGAAGUUUUCAUCAUCAGUGGGAAACGUCUCUAAGGUUCCUUUUAUUCAGCAUUUUGGAAUUACCAAGCAAUUAAGACUGCUUUUUCAGACAGAAAUAGUACCUCUUGUUUACAUUUUGACUCUUCCUGUACUGAAAACACAUGGACAUUUUGGAAUGUUGUUCGCUGAUAAAUGUCUGUAUAAAUCUCAGUGCUGAUGUAUUUUGAGGUGGAUUAUAUUUAACAGCAAACUACUUUUGUGAAGGUUCUUUCUGUUUGGAUUUUUCUUUGGGUGAUUAGGCCUUUUUAGUUGCCUCUAAGUAUAUGAAAGUCAAUUGUUAAAAACUUUUCUAUUAUCAGCUAUUUGACUGACUGAAAAAUAUGUAUUUUUCUAAUUCAUGUUAACAUUAGUCCUAAUUGAAGAUCUAGUAUUUAAACUUAUUAUUUAUAAAGAUGAAACAUCAAAAAGCUUAUUUAUUUUUAAAAACUUUAUUUAAAAGGAUAUUCAGUUUUAAUUAUUUUCACCACUCAGAUAUGGGUAAAGAAGGCAUUAGCAAUUUGUCUCCUUUCCCUCUUUAAUUUUAAAGAUAUUUAAAGUGAUGUAACUAAAAGUAUUUGGAUAGUGUAUAUGUUUUGAAUACAUUUUUUUCUCAUAGUUUUAGUAUAUUGACUUUGUACUGUGAAUGUUUUGUUUUUCUUAUUUCUUGGAUAAUCUCAGGAUUUAUAUGGAAAAGAAAACACCUUCAUUUAUGAGGAAAAUUUCCAUACAAAACUCAAUCUCCUUUACACAUACAUACACUCACACACAUUCCUUUUUAAAGACAAAUAAUUUUUUAAAUAGUUUCCCCCCAUUAAAUUCUGCUUAAGGAAUAUUUAGGCCUUUAAGUACAGAACAUAAUUGUGAUAUUAAAAACAGAAAAUAAGACUAUUAAGUCAGUGAUUAUCAAUAUGAAUUUGAGUUGUUUUCAAUAUUGCGAUUUACAUAUAUAAUUCUAUUAUUCACCCAAGUAAAUCUUCGGUGUAAUUCAAUUAAACUUCUCAAAAAGCAGAUUUACCCUGAGUUGAUAAAAAAGUAGUCAGGAGUCAGAAAUAUUUUUUCGAAAAAUAGUUUUGAGUUUGUUUGGACCAGAUGGUCUCUGUGGCAACUACUCAACUCUGCCAUUUCAGUUGAAAAUAGCCAUAGACAAUACUUAAAUGAUGGACAUGGCUGGAUUGCGAUUUUAAUUUGACCCUCUGUGUGAGACAGUAAUUUUCUUACCUUAAGGUGCUGAUGUCUUUAGCUAUGAGAUAUUUUUGUCAUUGAAGUUAUAAGUGUGCCUAACAAAAGUAUUGAUUGCAUUAUGGAAUGAUCAGUAUUUCAUGGGGGGAUAUUUUAAUGUCUAGAUAAUUGUGUGUGUAUAUUGAAAAAAAUGGAGGACAAUUUUCAAGUUUGUUAGUAAAAUAGGAUAUGGCUCAGGAGGAAGUAUAACAGUAAUCCUAAUUUAUUAAAACAAUUGAUAUUAGAACAUUUCUUCAUUUUAUUAUAGUGAAAUUUAUACUUUUAACUCUUUCACAAAGGAGGAUCUAUAAAUAUGAGCAGAAAUUCUCUAUAGGUAUGCAUUUAUUUAUUUCAUGUGAUCACAAGAAUCAUGGUGUAAAUUACAUUGCUAUUUUAAUGCCUUGUUUUUAUAACUUUUUAAAAAUCAUUCUGAAAAGGUUUCUAUAUUUUGAUUAAUAUUAAUUUGGGUUUUAGGUUGCCACAAUCAAACUAUUAUUUUAUCUUUUUAUAACAUUUAUGUUUUAACUUUGUUAAUGUCUGUCUCUUGUUCAUCUGCAGUGAAUUAAUUUUAUGAAAGAUGUAACUUCUUACUGUAUAAGGAUUAAUUUUAUCUUUUGGGCAUUUAUUCUAAUAGAGAAUCAAGUCACCCAACUAAAUUACCCUACUAUUAUAUCCUUAAAACUAAUCUUGGAGAAAGAGAACCUUAAUUAGUGUAUUUAUUUACCUUUUAAGAUAGAGAGACAAGUUCGUACCUAUAUUUAAUCUAAUUCAUAUAAAGAUGAUGUUGGGAAGGAUUUGUAUUUUAUAAAUCUUAAAGGAGAUAUGAUUAUAAAGGUCUUUAUUUUUUCCUGAUAUUUCCUCCUGAACACUUACAUCUUAGCAAAUGGUGAACAUGAUGGAUUAAAAGACUAAUUUGUUAGUAAAUGAUUGAGGCACAGAUAAAAACAUAUCUACUGUUUACCACUAUUAUUAGUUGAAGUAGAAGUGACCAUGUAUACAUACUAUCUUGCUUGAAGAAGUCUUUGACAAAAAAGCAAUAUCUGUCAUUUGUAAAUUUUCUUGUUUUAAAGAAAGCAAUUAUGUUCUGCAGAUAUAAAUUAUGUAAAUAAAAGUUAUUUUAUAUUA
Molecule: messenger RNA, 10086 nt
Organism: Pipistrellus kuhlii (Kuhl's pipistrelle)
Lineage: Eukaryota; Metazoa; Chordata; Mammalia; Chiroptera; Vespertilionidae
Gene: BDP1
Product: B double prime 1, subunit of RNA polymerase III transcription initiation factor IIIB
Exons: 39
Coding region: 238-7632 (2464 amino acids)
Biological process (GO): RNA polymerase III preinitiation complex assembly
Cellular component (GO): transcription factor TFIIIB complex
Molecular function (GO): TFIIIC-class transcription factor complex binding
Source: RefSeq, a predicted model, not a curated record